GAAUAUAUUAUUAUUUUCACCUAUAUAUUUUUUAAUUCUUGUGCUAAAUGCGAUAGUGAAAUAAUUUAUGCAGUGAACGCCGGUGGUGAAACUCAUGUAGAUAAAAAUGGAAUACGUUAUGAAAAAGAUCCUCUUAUGAAUAAAAUUGGUACAGCCAGUGAUUAUGGUAAACAACUUUUAAUGAUUGGACGAGUUCUCCAAAAUGACGAAAUUCUGUACCAAACAGAAAGGUAUCAUCAUGAUACAUUCGGAUACGAUAUCCCUAUUAUUCAAGACGGGGAAUAUGUGUUAGUUUUAAAAUUCUGUGAAGUUUAUUUCAAUGCACCUAACAUGAAGGUUUUUGAUGUCGUUCUAAAUAAUGCUCACACUAUUGUUUCUGAGCUGGACAUAUUCGAUAAAGUUGGUCGAGGUGUUGCUCAUGAUGAAUAUAUUCCAUUCAGUGUAUCGAGAGGAAAAUUGUACUAUAAUGAAGAAGAAUCCUAUAUAAGAGGAGGUCGUUUGAAACUAGAAUUUAUAAAAGGAUACAGAGAUAAUCCAAAAAUUAAUGCAUUUUAUUUAAUAAAAGGCACAUUGGAUGAUGUUGAUAAAUUGCCACCUGUAAAUUCAGAUGGCGAUGUGAAAGAUGUUGAUGAUUCAGAGCAAACUGAUGAUGAAGAUUUUGAUUCUGAGGAAUUUGUAAGUGAACCUUUACGUAAAACAUCGGGUCCAAAACAACCAGACCCUUAUGCAAGUGAUGAAACAUCAGUAUUACUUCCAGUAGUUAUAGCCAUAGGCGCUUUCAUACCUGUACUACUUUUACUUUGUAAAAUGUAAAUAA
Ctenocephalides felis (cat flea) is the source of this 817-nucleotide messenger RNA. Its product is annotated as malectin-A-like. Gene Ontology annotation, cellular component: membrane. Gene Ontology annotation, molecular function: carbohydrate binding. The transcript is spliced from 2 exons. Lineage: Eukaryota; Metazoa; Arthropoda; Insecta; Siphonaptera; Pulicidae. The record is from RefSeq and is a predicted model, not a curated record. The annotation marks the transcript as partial.